Messenger RNA from Kluyveromyces marxianus DMKU3-1042, 753 nucleotides. RefSeq names its product Alf1p (gene ALF1). Gene Ontology annotation, molecular function: microtubule plus-end binding. The coding region runs from base 1 to 753 and encodes 250 amino acids. Gene Ontology annotation, cellular component: nucleus; microtubule plus-end; cytoplasm. Gene Ontology annotation, biological process: cytoplasmic microtubule organization. Lineage: Eukaryota; Fungi; Ascomycota; Saccharomycetes; Saccharomycetales; Saccharomycetaceae. The transcript has a single exon. The record is from RefSeq and is a predicted model, not a curated record.
AUGUCACUCGCAACAGUAGAUAUAACUAGUGAUUUGAUUAACACACAAACAAAUGUUAAACCAAAUACAACAUGGUCCCAUUUUGGAAAGUUAUUGAGCGAGUUAACUGGUGUUGAAGUUGAUGACAUGAAACUAGUUAUUAACGGCGACACUGCCAAUUCCAAGUACAUGAAUGAACUUAAGGACCAAAUAGUAGAGGGAGUAAACUCUAUUCGGAUAAUUGACACCAAUGAAAAUAGUGUCGCGAACCAGUUGAAGCAUGACAUGACCCAGGGAGAUGUUGAGGGCGUCAUGUUUCAAUUCACUAAAGAAGAUUAUGAAAACAGGAAAGAUUCAGUGUUACAAUGGAAGAAAGAAAACAAGUUAGGAAAGUUCGAUCCAGAGUACCGUAAAAAGAUGGAAGAACAAUUGGAAUUAAACCUGAAAAGAGUGGAGUCCUUAAAAAAUCAUAUUGGCGAAAGGUGCAGAAUCCUAUCGACUAAUGCUACAAAUCCCGAUAGCACGUCACAAGAAAGAAGAGGAUGGCUAAGGUACGUGGGGAAAGUUCGUGAAAUAAAUAAUACAGACGUGUGGUGCGGCAUCGAAUUCGAUGAGCCUGUUGGCAAAAACGAUGGAUCGUUUUCGGGAACUAAGUAUUUUGGACCUGUAGGCAAAAAUUACGGUGGGUUUGUGAAGCCAAUUACAGUUGAAGUUGGCGAACAAUUUACGCCACUUCUGGAUGAUGAAUUGGCUCUUACGGAUGAAGAGUUAUGA